Molecule: messenger RNA, 1104 nt
Organism: Penicillium salamii
Lineage: Eukaryota; Fungi; Ascomycota; Eurotiomycetes; Eurotiales; Aspergillaceae
Source: the annotation of a GenBank genome assembly
AUGCCUGAGCUAGCGGAAAUCCACCGCAUUGUGCAUUUCAUUCGCCAGCACCUUGUGGGGAAGACACUGUCCAAAGUACAGGCCCAAAAUGAUGACAUCGUAUUUGGCAAAGUCGGUACCAGCGCCUCCGAAUUUCAAAAGGCGAUGCAAGGCAAACAAAUUGUGGGAGCAGGGCAGCAGGGGAAAUACUUCUGGAUCACAAUGUCUUCACCACCUCACGCGGUGAUGCAUUUUGGGAUGGCUGGCUGGUUGAAGAUCAAGGAUGCCGAUACUUACUACUACCGGUCCGAUAAGCCUGCCGACAAGGAAUGGCCUCCUAAGUAUUGGAAAUUCCUAUUGGAAACCAGCGAUGAACCGAAGACAGAGGCAGCAUUCGUGGAUGCCCGCCGGCUUGCGCGUAUCAGACUAGUGGAUUGUCCAGCAGAUGAUAUUCGAAACUACACCCCUCUCAAGGAGAAUGGGCCAGAUCCUGUCACUGAUAAAGACAUUGUGAAUGAGACAUGGCUGAAGGAGAAGGUUGGAAAGAAGAAGGUGCCAAUCAAAGCUCUUCUGCUUGACCAAGCCAAUAUCAGUGGUAUUGGAAACUGGAUGGGCGACGAGAUCCUAUACCACUCCAAAAUUCACCCAGAGCAGUACAGUAACACUCUGAAUGAUGACCAAAUCAAGGAGCUCCACGCUGCCAUCCAUUAUGUCUGCUCAACAUCGAUAGGUGUGCUGGCAGACUCAGAGAAGUUCCCAGAGCACUGGCUCUUCAAACAUCGAUGGGGGAAGGGCAAAAAGAAUCAACCAGCAGUCCUUCCAAACGGAGACAAAAUCACUUUUCUCACUGUCGGGGGCCGGACAAGUGCUGUUGUUCCGGCAGUUCAGAAAAAGACCGGGGCAGUCGCUCAGGACAUCAAUGAAGAUACUACCGACGGCACCCCAGCAAACACAAAGCGGAAACGAGUAGCCCCGAAGAAAGAAAGCGACUCAGAAGCAGAAGAGACGCCCAAGACUAAGAGGCGAGGGGCUACCCGGAAGCAAUCGAUCAAGAGCGAGGAGUCGGAAGAUGAGAAACCAAAGCCGGCUCCUGUCGGCAGACGGCGAUCUACUCGCAUAAAAUAG